Messenger RNA from Cokeromyces recurvatus, 1418 nucleotides. Its product is annotated as glycoside hydrolase superfamily. Gene Ontology annotation, molecular function: chitinase activity; chitin binding. Bases 58 to 1287 code for a protein of 409 amino acids. The transcript is spliced from 5 exons. Gene Ontology annotation, cellular component: extracellular region. Gene Ontology annotation, biological process: carbohydrate metabolic process; chitin catabolic process. The record is from RefSeq and is a predicted model, not a curated record. NCBI's taxonomy places the organism in Eukaryota, Fungi, Mucoromycota, Mucoromycetes, Mucorales, Mucoraceae.
UUUUAUUUAUUUAAUUUUUUAAACAAGUUCUAUUAGAAAGAAAGAUUUACUCUUGUUAUGUAUCAUAAAAGGCUUCUAUUUCUUCUUCUUAGUACUUGGUGGUUUAUCUUUCAAUUUUUAACUGUUCAAGCUAUUGAAAGCAAGAAAGUAGCUAUUGGUUAUUUCCCUAAUUGGCUUGGUGAUAGUUAUCCUAUCUCGAGAAUUCAAUUUGAUAAGCUUACUCAUAUUCAUUAUGCUUUUGCUAUUAUGGUUAAAGGUGCUGUACCUGAAUGGACUGAUCCACAGUUAGUUGAAACUCAACUUGCUGAACUUGUUACCGCGGCACAUAAAAGAAAAACAAAGGUGCUCAUCUCCUUAGGUGGUUGGACAGGAAGUAUAUCAUUUAGUGAAAUGGCUAAAAGCCCUUCUAAAAGAAAAGAAUUUAUUAACUGGAAUAUUGAACACAUUUCAAAAUAUAAUACGGAUGGUGUCGAUAUCGACUGGGAGUAUCCUGGAAGACAAGGCGCUGGUUGUAAUGUUGUAGAUCCUGAGAACGAUGUUAAAAAUCUUUUAACCUUAAUUACGGAAUUACGUAAAGCUUUAAAUGAUAAAUUUGGAAAGGGUUCUAAAGAAAUUUCAAUUGCCAGUUAUACUGAAGCUUUUAAGACUGAAUCUGGCCCCUCAAAUCCUCAUCUUACUGCUUCUAUUGGGAAAGCCCUUGAUAGAAUUAACAUCAUGACAUAUGAUAUGAAUGGUGCCUGGAAUCCACAAACAGGUCCUAAUUCUCCUUUGAAAUCAGCCAAUAUUAGUUUCAUAUCUUCUAUCGAUUUUUGGAUUUCUUUAGGUGUACCUGUUAAUAAACUUGUAGGUGGUUUAGCUUUCUAUGGUAGAUCAACAGUUGCUAAGGGUGACAUGACUAAAUCUAAUUCUAUCUAUCAAGAUCAAAUUCAAAAUAAUAUACCUAAAGGUGAUUCAGCAGAUACAUUAUGGCAAGAUCCCUACUGUAAGCAGUCUCCUGCCAGUUUUUCUGGUAUUUGGAAAUUUGAUAGUUUAUUAUCUCAGGGUCUUUUAGAAACUCCUAUUAAAGCAAAAGCUCCUUGGGUUCGUACCUUUGACAAAGAUACUGCUACUCCUUGGCUAUUUAAUCCUUCCACUAAAAUAUUUAUUUCUUACGAUGACCCUAUCUCAAUUGAGGCCAAGGUAAAUGCAGCAAAAAGAAAAGGUAUCGGAGGUGUCAUGGUUUGGUCAAUCGAUCAAGAUUCCAAUGAAAAUGAUUUAUUGAAUGCAUUAGCUAAAAUUCAUUCUUAAAAAGGAAACAAAAAAGAUAUAUUUUUUUUUCCAUUUAGAAGAAGAUAACAUUGUAUUGUAUACAUAAAUUGAAACUUAAUAAAGUAAAUAUUAACAUACUAUAUUAUUGCCUAAGUUAAUUUAAAAAAAAA